GGUUAUCUGAUCGGAUAACUAGCACAUCAACGCCGAAAAUGGCCCCGAGGGAUAAUAAGCGGGUGAUCCUGGAGGGGCGUAUCUGGGUAACCCCCCCCCCCCAUUCUUCUAGUAGACUUCUACCCCGCAUGCAAUUGAGCUUAGAGAAACUCAGAAAUGAAAGUAACUCAACCGAGGAAGCAGACCACUGUUUCCUACAGAGGACUAUGGUGGUCGUGGGAAGCAAAACAACAAAUUAUAUAUAUUAUAUUAAAUUGAAAUAAAUCAAUCAAUCUAGCCACCAAUUAACCACUGUCCUUUUCUCUUUACACCGUGCCAGUCAGCGCCUAUCACGUUGAAAUCGCUUAAAGCUACCAUGACCUCCUUUUCUGUGGAGGAAAUAUCCCAGGCAGUAGAGCGGCACCGUCCGGCUUUCGCCCCGUAUGAAGAGCUGUACAAACACCUGCACGCCCACCCAGAACUCUCCCACCAAGAAUUCAACACUGCUAAAUAUGUCGCGAACAAGCUCCAACAGCUGAGCAUCCCAGACCUCCAAAUCCACACAGGAAUCGGCGGCACCGGCGUCGUCGCCGUCCUCAGAAAUAACAGCAACAGCAACAGCAAUGAUGGCCAGAAUGGGCCAGCAGGCCCAACAGUCCUCCUCCGCGCCGAACUCGAUGGGCUCCCAGUCCACGAGCAGACCAACCUCCACUACGCCAGCAAACAAACAACCCAGGACGCCAAUGACGACAACAAAUUAAAACCCACCAUGCACGCCUGCGGCCACGACAUGCACAUGGCCUGCCUCCUCGCCGCAACAGAGGCCCUCACAUCCACACCCCUCCGCGCCCGCUGGCACGGCACGCUCGUGAUCCUCUUCCAGCCCGCCGAGGAGAGCGGCGACGGUGCCACCGGCAUGAUAUCCGAUGGCCUCUUCUCGCCCAACUCGCCACACAAAAUCCCCAUCCCCGACGUCUUCCUGGGCCAGCACGUCCUCGCGGCCCGCGCGGGCACCAUGGGCAUGAAGCCGGGCGCGCAGAUGGCCGCCUCGGACUGUCUCAAGGUCACCUUCCACGGGCGCGGCGGCCACGCCUCCAUGCCUCAGUUCACCAUCGACCCGAUCGUCAUGGCCAGCAGCGCCGUGGUGCGGCUGCAGACCAUCGCCAGCCGCGAGGUGACCUCGGGCAGCGUCGAGGGGCUCGGCGUCGUGUCCGUCGGCAGCCUGCAUGCGGGCAGCGCGCCGAAUAUCAUCCCCGCCACGGCGGAGAUGGAGGUGAAUGUGCGCACGGCGGAUGAGGAGACGCGUGCGAGGGUGCUGGCGUCCGUGGAGCGGAUUGUGCGUGCGGAGAGCAUGGCGAGCGGGGCGGAGAGGGAGCCGGAGAUCAGGCGCACGUUGAGUUUCCCUGUUACGGUGAACGAUGGGGCGGUUACGGAGAGGUUAGGGGUUACCUUUGAGCGGCUGUUUGGUGAUGGCGGGUCCGGGGAGGGUGGGGGCCUGUUUCGCUUCUGCCCGGAUUGGCCGCGAAGCAAUGCGUCGGAGGACUUUGGGUGUCUGGGUGCGGCGGUAGGGAAGCUGAGUUGUUUUUGGUUUUUUGGCGGCGUGGAUCCGCAGGUGUGGGAUGAGGCGGAGAGGAAUGGGACGAUUGCGAAGGAUGUUCCUGUGAAUCAUUCGCCGUUUUAUGCGCCGGUUAUCCAGCCCACUAUGCGGGUGGGGAUUGAUGCGUUGGUUGGAGCGGCGUUGACAUUUCUGGGGAAGAGGGGGUGAAAAAUUAACGCUUUCCACAGUGAUUGGGGAGAUUGUAGACAUUUACUUUUAUGACUUUUAAUAUUUGAUAAUGUACCUAUUAUGAUAUAGACAAAACAAACUGAGUGAUCCAAAUUUGAAUCAAGUAGAGGGUGGGACUUGCAUGAAUACAAAAAUUCACUUGAUUGCUGCUGUAGAACACAACGAACAGCUAGCUAUAUGAAAGAAGGCUAUGCACAAACCCAACAGAGG
This is a messenger RNA of Blastomyces gilchristii SLH14081, 1975 nucleotides long. Its product is annotated as amidohydrolase. NCBI's taxonomy places the organism in Eukaryota, Fungi, Ascomycota, Eurotiomycetes, Onygenales, Ajellomycetaceae. The record is from RefSeq and is a predicted model, not a curated record. Bases 356 to 1744 code for a protein of 462 amino acids. Gene Ontology annotation, molecular function: hydrolase activity. The transcript has a single exon.